Lodderomyces orthopsilosis Co 90-125 is the source of this 1029-nucleotide messenger RNA. It is a transcript of the gene OAC1, whose product is annotated as Oac1p. The transcript has a single exon. Gene Ontology annotation, biological process: transmembrane transport. NCBI's taxonomy places the organism in Eukaryota, Fungi, Ascomycota, Pichiomycetes, Serinales, Debaryomycetaceae. The record is from RefSeq and is a predicted model, not a curated record. The coding region runs from base 1 to 1029 and encodes 342 amino acids.
AUGAGUCAACCAGAAUCGAAACUAAAGAUACCCCAUGAGGUUCACUUAAAAAAACCUAUUGUUAGAGAAACUCCCAAAAAUAAUGCACAAAAAGUCACAACUUUGGGUGGUUUUAUCGCGGGUGGUGUGGCUGCAUGCGGGGCAGUUACAUUCACUAAUCCUAUCGAGUUGGUCAAAACAAGGAUGCAACUACAAGGCGAGCUCUCUAAGCUGACAGGGCAAGCCAAGCUAUACAAAAACCCACUUCAAGCUUUUUCAACUAUAUACAAACACGAGGGAAUUCGAGGAUUGCAACAAGGAUUACUUUGUGGGUACUUUUACCAACUUGGUUUGAAUGGCUGUAGAAUUGGACUUUAUGAGCCCAGUCGAUACUAUAUUACCAGGCUACUUACGCCCUCGAAAAUUCAAGAUGGUCAUGUGCCACAAAAUUUAUUCAUAAAUGUUAUAGCCGGGUUUGUAUCUGGUUCGGCUGGUGCAGUUUUGGCAUCUCCAUUCUUUUUAGUGAAAACAAGGAUGCAGUCGUAUUCUAAGACUGGUGCCGUUGGACAACAAACAUAUUACAGUGGAGCAUGGGAUGGGUUGUCACUGAUCUAUAAAACAGAAGGUUUCAAAGGGUUGUACCGAGGCGUGGAUGCUGCCAUAUUGAGAACCGGUGCUGGAUCGGCAGCGCAAUUACCAGUUUACAAUUUGACCAAAAACUUCGUAUUGAAACACGACCUUGCAAAAGACAACACGCUAUUAUUACAUUUCAUAAGUGCGUCGAUGGCUGGACUAGGCGUGGCAAUUGUAAUGAAUCCAUGGGACGUUGUUUUGACAAGAAUGUACAACCAGAAAGGAAACUUGUACAAGGGCCCUUUGGAUUGUUUCAGGAAAACAAUUGCUAUCGAAGGUCCAAUGGCGUUAUAUAAGGGUUUCUGGGCUCAAUUGUUCAGAGUUGGCCCCCAUAGUAUUUUGACAUUGAUAUUCAUGGAGCACUGUAUGAAUGCAAUGGUCAAAAUCGAGCGCAGGCUUGGGUUGGCACCAGUUUGA